Molecule: messenger RNA, 939 nt
Organism: Cryptomeria japonica (Japanese cedar)
Lineage: Eukaryota; Viridiplantae; Streptophyta; Pinopsida; Cupressales; Cupressaceae
Product: replication protein A 70 kDa DNA-binding subunit A-like
Exons: 1
Coding region: 1-939 (312 amino acids)
Source: RefSeq, a predicted model, not a curated record
AUGUUGGUUAACAUAAUUGGCCUUGUUUUAUACGUUGGAGAUAUCAUUCCAAUACACAGGAAAGAUGGCAGUCAAACACAGAAGUGUGUUGUGAAAAUUAAUGAUCUGUCUGGUUCAACAAUUGAAAUCAACCUAUGGGGUUCAAUGGCAGAACAAAAAGGCCUAGAAUUGAAAAAUAUGCUAACCAAUGAUAGUGUGGUUAUCCUUGCUUUGCGUAAUGCUCAUGUUGGCUAUUUCAAUGAGAAGCUUAUAAAUAUAACAGUUGCGACCACAUUACAUAUCAACCCACCUUUUCCAGAAGCAAAACCUCUAACAUUAAGAGGAAAGGACCCUUUGCUUGUUGUACCCUUUGUUGUAGAAACUAUCCACAUAGAUGGGAAAUAUACUAGAAUGACUAUUUCUUCAAUCCGUGAGAGGAUGAGUGUCAAACCAGAAACAAUUCAGACUACUUUGCUAGCUGUUCUACGUUUUGUAAACGUAAUUGAUCAAAGUUUCUGUUACGCAGCUUGUCCACUAAUAGUCAAUGGAAGGCCUUGCAAAAAAAAAUGUACACAGCAAGUUGAUGAUUCUUGGUUCUGCCCUAGAUGUGAAAUGACCAUACAAGACUGUAAUUAUAGUUACUUGUUGCUAGUAAAGUUACAAGAUGCCACAGGUACUCUUUGGGCCACUGCAUUUGAUGAGGGUGGCAUUCACUUGCUAUACAAAACUGCAAAAGAGCUUUGUGCACUACAAAAUGAUGCAACAACAAUAGAAACACCUUGCUCAGUGAUUAAAAGACUACUGUCACAUCACUAUUCAUUCACACUACUAGUAUCCAUUGACACAUACAAUUCGGAAUCGAAGAUGAAAGUCACAGUCAAUAAAGUCUCUCAUGUUGACUUCAAAGUUGAGUGUGAUGCACUACUUGCAGAAAUUGGUCAUCUAAGUACACAGGCUUAG